AUGGAUGAAUUAGUAACUAUUUUCAAUCGAGUCCUGCUAUUUGCAGGAAUAACAAUUUUUGACAAAAAGAACCAGAAUUCCAAGAAAUGGCUGCUCCUUCAGUAUGUCAACGUUUUCAUUGGAUUGCUUACUUUCGUCUUCACAACUGUGUUUGUUGUGUCUAACGCGUCCGACAUUUUGAUAUGUAUCCAAGGUGCUAGUGUCUGGAUAACAGGGGUGAUAAUGUUCAUAUCCCUUGCAAUCUGUUUACUUUUCCGAAAGAAGUUCUCAGCAUUUUUGGAAGAGAUGGUGUUCGUAGAUCAUAUGCUCGAAAUGCCAUUGAUACAGUAUGUUUGCCAAAUGCAAGUGAGACGAGGAAGAUUACGGGAGUUAAAGGAGUUAGUGAUGACUUCCCACGAGAAACUGUUCGAGUUAAUAAGGCUUCUGUUGAAAUCUUAUGUUGCUUCGGUUUGGUUUAGUGCAACUUUGUAUUUAUGCAGCCCGAUCUAUCGGAUGGGCGUUAGUGAAGACAAGUCGUUGCGGUUGUUAGCUUUCGACAUGUGGUUUCCUUGGGGGCUGGAGAACUUUGCCGUAUACGUUGCCUCGUUCAUGUUCCACGCAUACGCCGGGUACUUGUGCUGUGUUGCAUAUCCUGGCCUGCAAUCAAUGAUAAUUUUGCUGGUUGGUCAGAUUAUUCGCCAGUUAAGAAUUUUGACCUUCAUAUCAUUGCAUUUGGACGAGUUAGUAGAAGAACUGGUACAAGAAAGAAAAGAUUUAUGGCAGCCCGGAUGUACUUUGAUACUAUCACAGUGUGUAGAUCAUUACGUGAAACUCAAAAGGUUUGCAAAUAGAUUGAACAAAAUAACGCAGCCAUUUUAUCUAGCUUUGAUAUUGGUAGCUUCAAUGCUUGUAUGUGUGUGUUCAGUGAAAAUUGCAAUUUCGAACGAGAUUUCGAUUCCUAGUACCUACAGUUACUAUCAGAUAUUGGUGAUGAUAACCGGGCCGAAGGCCUAA
Messenger RNA from Maniola jurtina (meadow brown), 993 nucleotides. RefSeq lists its product as uncharacterized. Gene Ontology annotation, molecular function: olfactory receptor activity; odorant binding. NCBI's taxonomy places the organism in Eukaryota, Metazoa, Arthropoda, Insecta, Lepidoptera, Nymphalidae. Bases 1 to 993 code for a protein of 330 amino acids. Gene Ontology annotation, cellular component: membrane. Gene Ontology annotation, biological process: sensory perception of smell. The transcript has 5 exons. The record is from RefSeq and is a predicted model, not a curated record.